Menidia menidia (Atlantic silverside) is the source of this 2838-nucleotide messenger RNA. Lineage: Eukaryota; Metazoa; Chordata; Actinopteri; Atheriniformes; Atherinopsidae. The record is from the annotation of a GenBank genome assembly.
AUGAAUGCAGGUCAAAAGCUUAGCUCUGCUCAGUUCGAUAAAAGGAAAAAUGACUACAUACAAUAUGAUGGAAGACAGCGUAAAGAAAGGAAGAAGACUGUGUCGUUCAGCAGCAUGCCCACUGAGAAGAAGAUCAGCAGUGCCAGCGACUGCAUCAGUGCGAUGGUUGAUGGCUCGGAGCUGAAGAAAGUUCGAUCCAACUCCCGCAUUUACCACCGUUACUUCCUCCUCGAUGCUGACAUGCAGUCUCUAAGAUGGGAGCCUACAAAGAAGGAGUCUGAAAAAGCCAAAAUUGACGUCAAGUCUAUCAAAGAGGUUCGGACGGGCAAAAAUACAGACACUUUUAGAACUAAUGGGACCUACGACCAGCUAUCGGAGGACUGUGCGUUCUCAAUCAUCUUUGGGGAGAAUUACGAGUCUCUGGACUUGGUAGCAAACACAGCAGAUGUAGCCAACAUUUGGGUAACUGGGCUAAGGUACCUGAUCUCCUAUGGGAAACAUACCUUAAACAUGAUUGAAAGCAGUCAGAACAACAUGCGCUCAUCAUGGCUGAGUGACCUCUUUGACGAGGAGGACAUUAACAACAGCAAACAAAUAACAAUAUGUGCUUCUGUGCAGCUAAUCAAAAAGCUAAACCCGGGACUUAAGAAUGUGAAGAUUGAACUGAAGUUCAAGGAGCUUCACAAAGCUAAGGACAAAACCGGUUCCGAUGUGACAAGAGAUGAGUUCAUUGAGGUUUUCCACGACCUAUGCACCCGACCAGAAAUCUAUUUUCUCUUUGUUCAGUUUUCGAGUAACAAAGAGGUUCUCGAUACCAAGGACUUGAUGAUAUUUCUUGAGGCAGAGCAGGGAAUGGCUCAAGUGAGCGAAGAGACCAGUUUAGAGGUCAUCCAGAAAUAUGAGCCUUCAAAAGAGGGCCAGCUCAAGGGUUGGCUUUCUCUCGACGGAUUCUCCAACUACCUAAUGUCUCCAGAGUGCCACAUAUUUGACCCCGAGCACAAAUCCGUUUGCCAAGACAUGAACCAACCUUUAUCCCACUACUACAUCAACGCAUCCCACAACACAUACCUGAUAGAGGAUCAGUUUCGAGGUCCCUCCGAUGUGACGGGGUACAUACGAGCGCUCAAGAUGGGCUGCCGCUGUGUGGAACUGGACGUUUGGGACGGACCCGAUAACGAGCCCGUCAUUUACACCGGCCACACUAUGACCUCACAGAUCGUCUUUCGAGGCGUCAUUGACGUCGUCAACAAGUAUGCCUUUGUUGCCUCCGACUUUCCACUGAUACUGUGUUUAGAAAACCACUGCUCCUUAAAGCAGCAGCGGGUGAUGUUUCAGCAUCUUAAGAAGAUCCUCGGGGACAAGAUCCACACGGAUCCCCCGAAGCCUGAGGACUGUUACCUUCCCUGUCCCUCUGAACUGAAGGGCAAGAUCCUACUUAAGGGCAAGAAACUGGGCACGAACUGCAACGCCUCCGAGGGCGAGGUGACCGACGAGGACGAGGGGGCGGAGAUGUCUCAAAGGAUGAGCAUCGAGUCUGCCGAGCAGCAAACCAUCGCCCCCAAAAAGUUCCAGCUCUCCAAGGACCUCUCAGACCUCGUAACAUUGUGCAAGUCGACGGAGUUUAAGGACUUCUCAACGUCUUUCCAGAACCAAAAGCACUGGGAGCUCUGCUCUUUCAACGAGGUGUUUGCCAGUCGCUGCGCCUGCGACUUCCCAGGCGACUUUGUCAACUACAACAAGAAGUUCCUAGCGAGAGUUUACCCAAGUCCCAUGCGGAUCGACUCUAGCAACAUGAACCCACAAGACUUCUGGAAGUGCGGCUGUCAGAUAGUAGCAAUGAACUACCAGACGCCCGGCCUGAUGAUGGAUUUAAACAUCGGCUGGUUUCGUCAGAACGGGAACUGCGGCUUUGUGCUCCGUCCGGCCAUCAUGAGGGAGCAGGUUUCCUAUUUUAGUGCCAACACAAAAGACUCAGUGCCUGGUGUUUCUCCACAGCUCUUGCACAUCAAGAUAAUCAGUGGACAAAACUUCCCCAAACCCAAAGGCUCAGGUGCCAAAGGGGAUGUCGUGGACCCUUACGUCUACGUGGAGAUCCACGGCAUUCCCGCCGACUGUGCUGAGCAAAGGACUAAAACCGUCAACCAGAACGGGGACAAUCCCCUGUUCGACGAGAGCUUUGAGUUCCAGAUCAACCUGCCGGAGCUCGCAAUGGUGCGGUUCGUGGUGCUAGACGACGACUACAUCGGAGACGAGUUCAUCGGCCAGUACACGAUCCCCUUCGAGUGUCUGCAGCCGGGGUUCCGCCACGUUCCCCUGCAAUCUCUGACCGGAGAGGUCCUGCCGCACACCUUCCUGUUCGUCCACGUGGCCAUAACCAACCGGAGAGGGGGCGGCAAGCCCCACAAAAGGGGGCUCUCUGUGCGCAAGAGCAAGAGGGGCAGGGAGUACGCCAGCAUGAGGGUGCUGCUGAUCAAGGCCCUGGACGAGGUCUUCAAAACGGCCCUGCUGCCACUGAGGGAGGCCACGGACCUCAGAGAAAAUAUGCAGAAUGCCAUAGUGUCCUUUAAAGAGCUGUGCGGCCUUUCUGCCGUGGCCAACCUGAAGCAGUGCAUCCUGGCUCUGGCCCCUCGUUUAACGGGACCGGACAGCAGCCCCCUCCUGGUGUUCAACCUCGCCGACCAGUACCCCAACCUGGAGGCCCAGGGCCUGCUGCCCGAGGUUCUCAAGAAGGUCGUCACCACAUACGACAUGGUCAUCCAGACCAGCAGGGCCCUGCUGGAGAGCUCCGACGGCCUGUCUGAGAGGAUCCUCCAAACCCAAAAAGCAGUCUUGGUUUAA